GAGUUGUGUUUUAAAACGAAUGGACGUGAGUGCGGAGAAUUAAAACUAAAGAAUUAAAAAGUAUAAGCAAAAAAGCUGAAAAAGAAACAAAAAAAAAACAACCAAUACUAGUUAAAAAACUAUUACACAAAAACCGCUUUUGUAUGAAAAAUAAAUAAAAGUGAACAAAAAAUAUACAAAAAAGUUACAUAUUUAUUGAACAAAACAGAGGAGGAUACAACAACAAAUAAUAAAAUAAAAAUUACACAAAUAUUUAUAACAAAUUGUUAGUAAUUUAUUUGUGCAAAAACCUAUCAACAAGUGAAUGAAGUGAGUGUGUGUGCAAAUCUGCAACUUAAACAAAACUCUUCCUUCUAAACACCCUAUAAAGAUCACCUGGAAUUUUAGAAAUACCAAAAAAAAACAACCACACCAUACUAACAAAAGUUCAAACAAAAAAUUUAAGCAAAAUUUUUAUUUUGAACUUUUUUACUAAAGGAGAAGAAACCCCCAAAAAAAGCAGAGCAGAGAAAGAGAGAAAACGGUUACAACAAAAGUUUAACUUGAAACGUCAACGUUUUUUCUACCUACCUUAAAAAACCCACAACAACAACAAACAUCAAAAAGGAAAUUACAAAAAAAACUAAGUUUUUUUUUAAACAAUUUUUGAUUUACAAGUUGUUGUAAGUGAAAAAAAGAUCGCAAGAGCAAAACUAGUUUCACUAGAUCAGCUCACAAAAUUUCAUUAUAAAGAAAUUUUGUAUCGUCCUGCCAGCAAGAAAAAAGAGCACAUUUUAGGAGAGACAACUAGGAAGGCGUAUUUAGAGUUUCCUUCUUCAUCAUUAUUUUUUCGUUUUGGUGGUUAAAUAAAAAUCAUUCACGCUGGAUUUGGGAUACUACGAAGCUGUUAAAGCAUCACAAUAUGAACCGGGCGGUUAUUCAUUACAGACACAAACCAGCCGUAAUUCAGCCAACAUGACACAACGCGAUGGUAUUAUGAAAUUCGAAAAUGAAAGAAUUAAAACCCUACAAGAAGAACGUUUACACAUACAAAAGAAAACCUUUACAAAAUGGAUGAAUUCAUUUCUUGUAAAAGCAAAAAUGGAGGUCGAAGACCUUUUUACAGAUUUAGCGGAUGGUGUCAAAUUGCUGAAAUUACUUGAAAUAAUAUCAGGUGAAAAGCUGGGAAAACCUAAUAAUGGACGUAUGCGUGUACAUAAAAUUGAAAAUGUUAACAAGAGUCUGGCAUUCUUGCAUACCAAGGUCCGUUUAGAAUCCAUUGGCGCCGAAGAUAUUGUCGAUGGUAAUCCCCGCUUAAUAUUAGGUCUUAUCUGGACAAUCAUUUUACGAUUUCAAAUUCAAGAAAUUGAAAUCGAUGUCGACGAAGAGAAUGAAUCGUCCGAAAAACGUUCUGCCAAAGAUGCUUUACUAUUGUGGUGUCAGCGUAAAACACACGGUUAUCCCGGUGUUAAUAUACAAGAUUUCACCUCCUCGUGGCGUUCCGGUUUGGGUUUCAAUGCUUUAAUACAUUCGCAUCGUCCCGAUUUGUUUGAAUACAGCACAAUUGUUAAUUCGAAAAAUACAAAUAUUGAUAAUUUGAAUCAUGCCUUUGAUUUGGCCGCCACUGAAUUGGGUAUACCAAGUUUAUUGGAUGCUGAAGAUAUUGAUUCAGCACGUCCAGAUGAAAAGUCUAUUUUAACUUAUGUGGCCUCUUAUUAUCACACCUUUGCACGCAUGAAGAACGAACAGAAGAGUGGAAAACGUAUUGCAAAUAUUGUGGGUCAAUUAAUGGAUGCUGAUCGUAAGAAAAUUUACUAUGAACGUUUAACCACAAAUUUACUUAGUUGGAUUAGACAGAAAACAUUGGAACUACAGCAACGUGAUUUUCCCAAUUCAUUGGAGGGUAUACAAAAGGAACUUUUGGCAUUUAAGGAAUACAGAACUAUAGAGAAGCCUCCAAAAUACAAAGAACGCAGUGAAAUUGAAGCUUUAUAUUUUACCAUCAACACCCUGCUAAAAGCUCUUAAUCAACCACCCUACAAUCCACAAGAUGGCCAACUGGUUAAUGAUAUCGAGAAAGCGUGGCAAUUGCUGGAAUAUGCUGAACAUCAUCGUGAAGUAGCACUGAGAGAAGAACUUUUGCGUCAAGAGAAAUUAGAGCAAUUGAAUUAUAAAUUCGAAAAGAAGUCAGUAUUGCGUGAGGGUUAUCUAAAGGAAAUGAUACAGGUCCUUUCAGAUCCACGCUAUUUGAAGCAAGUUGAUGCUACGCUCAAGAAACAUGAAGCCAUUUCGGCCGAUAUAUUGGCCAGAGUUGAACGUUUCAAUGAUCUGACGGCUAUGGCCGAUGAGUUGGAACGUGAAAACUAUCACGGCAAAGAGAGAGUGAAAAAGCGAGAGAAUGAGGUUAUGGAGAAAUGGCGUAAAUUGUUGGAGCUGUUGGAGAAUCAACGUUUGAAUUUGUCACAAAUGAGCACCUUAAUGAAUUUGCUGCGAGAAAUUGCCAGCACCACAGAGUCCAUACGUGAAUUGCAAAUACAAUUCAGAUCCGAGGAUGUGGGACCACAUUUAUUGGGUGUUGAGGAGUUAUUGCAGGCUCACUCGCUGCAGGAAUUGCAAGUGAAUACUUAUGGUGAAACAAUUAAACGUUUCACCCGACAGGCCUUGCCAUUUAAAAACUCUGAACACAAAGAUGCCGCCGUACUUGCAAAGAAAUUGGCUGAAUUGGAAGAGGCCUAUAAGGUGUUGCAAGAACUUUGUGCCAAACGCCGAGCUUGCUUAGAAGAAGCCCGUAACUUCCAUCAUUUCAUGGAAGAUUACGAUAACGAAGAGGGCUGGCUGGUGGAUAAACAGCGCAUAUGUAAAACUGGCAUUACCGCCAAAGAUCUAAGAGCUGUUUUGUCUUUGCAGCAAAAGCACAAGGCUUUGGAAGAUGAAAUUAAAUCCCGCAAAUCAAAAUCCCAACAAAUGUCAGAUGCUGGCAAACGGUUGAUAGCUGAUAAGCAUCCCAGAUCGGCGGAAAUUAAAUCAAGAACCGAUAGUUUAGAUGAUCAUUGGAAGGCCUUGGAAGAAUUGGUAGAAAUGCGUCGCAGACAACUAGAAGAUGCUGCCGAAGCCUAUCAAUUCUAUACAGAUGCCAAUGAGGCGGAAUCGUGGUUGAACGAAAAAAUGGCCUUAGUCAAUUCCAAAGACUAUGGCAAUGAUGAACCCUCAGCUCAGGCUUUAUUGCAAAGACACCGUGAUCUUCAGGGUGAAUUAAAUGCCUAUUCGGGCGACAUACUAAAUCUAAACCAACAAGCCGAUAAACUAAUCAAAGCUGGUAUUUGUACUUUGGAGUUAUCGGCCAAUGAGCCAGAAAUGCCCGAAAUAGAGCAACAACAACAGGAGGAAUGGGUGAAUGAAACACGUUUAGUGCCCAAAGAAGUUUGGGAAGAUGAAUGGGUGGAAAAAUUGGAACAUCGCAAGGUCACCGAAACGAAAAUGUUGCCACACGUUCGGGCCAUGUUUCCCUUCGAAGGUCAAGGCAUGAAAAUGGAAAAGGGCGAAGUAAUGCUAUUAAAAUCCAAAACCAAUGAUGAUUGGUGGUGUGUGCGCAAAGAAAAUGGUCAUGAAGGUUUUGUGCCCGCCAACUAUGUUAGAGAAAUUGAGCCACGUCCCGUAACCUGUAUAGUGCCUAAAGCUGAGAAAGUAAAAGCUUUGCAAAAAGUCAAGAAAACCAUAUUGGUGCGUCAGGUGGUCCCAGUUAAGCGUGUCAAACCCACCGUCGUUACACCCAAACCUUUGGUCAAGCGUCGCACCUCGGUCAACAGUAUUAAUGAAAAUUCCGACAGUGUAGAGAAGAGACAAAAACGCAUUAAUGCUACCUACGAUGAAUUACAAGAUACUGCCCAAAAACGUCAUGCUCUCUUGGAAGACUCCAUACACCUCUUUGGUUUCUAUCGUGAAUGUGAUGACUUCGAGAAGUGGAUGAAGGAGAAAGAACGUAUGAUUAAAUCCGAUGAAGGUGGUGAAGGCGUAGAGAAUGCUAAACGUAAAUUCGAAAAGUUCUUGACAGAUCUUUCGGCGGCCUCAAAACGUAUUGAGGAAAUCGAUUCGGCUGUGGACACAUUCCGCAGACAGGGUCAUUCCCAACUAGACAAGAUAAUAGCACGUCAGAAGCAAAUACACCAAAUCUGGCAGAGACUUAAUAAUGCCAAGGUUCAAAAAGAGAAGAGCUUGGAAGGAGCUUCCAGUGUGGAAUUAUUCAAUCGUACUUGUGAUGAAGCUAAAGUAUGGAUGAGUGAGAAAAUGUUACAGUUAGAUACUGCGGUAAUAAGUCCGGAUCUGAAAACCGUACAGGCCUUGCAAAGACGUCAUCAAAAUAUGGAACGUGAAUUGGCACCCAUUGAAGAGAAAGUUAACCGUGUCAAUUACCUGGGUAAUUCAGUGAAAAAUGCCUAUCCGGCCGAAAGAGAUAAUGUGACAGCCCGUCAGCAAGAAGUACAAGACAUGUGGGGUCAAGUCCACAAUAAGAGCAGUGAAUUAAGAGCUCGUAUUGAAAGUGCUGUAGGUCAACAGAUUUUCAACAACAGCGCCAAAACGUUGUUAGCCUGGAUUGAUUCGGUUAAGGAUCAAUUGAACUCCGAUGAACCAGCCAGAGAUGUGGAAACUGCUAAUAAGCUGUUGAAACAACACAAUGAUUUGGGCGAUGACAUUAAAGCUCAUGACAAUGAAUUUGCUGAAGUUAUUAAUUUGGGCAAACAAUUGUCAGAUGGUAAGCCGAACAUGCAAGAAACUGUCAAGAUCAUUGAGCGUCUUAAGGCCGAACAAGAUGCCAUUCAUCGUGGUUGGUUGGAGAAGCAAAAGUGGUUGCAACAAUGUGUGGAAUUGCAAAUUUUCAAUCGUGAAGCUGACAAAAUUGAUGCUACCACUAAGAGUCAUGAAGCCUUUUUGGAAUAUAAUAAUUUAGGAAACUCCUUAGAUGAAGUAGAAGCAAUUUUGAAACGUCAUCUGGACUUUGAGAAGAGUUUAAUGGCCCAGGAUAAAAUCCUUAAAGGUUUCUCCGAUAAUGCCGAUAAAUUAAUCGCCAACAAACAUUAUGACGACAAAUACAUUGAUGAUCGACGCAACCAAGUUUUGGCUAAACGCAAAGCUGUGAAAGACAAAGCCUUUGAGCGUAAACGUUCUCUGCAAGCCUCUAAGGACUUCCACAAGUUUGCCGCCGAAGCCGAUGAUUUGGAUGCCUGGUUGAAGGAUAAAACAAAAAUAGCUGGAGACGAAAACUACAGAGAUCUAAGCAACUUGCCACGCAAAUUACAAAAGCAUAAAGCUUUCGAGCGAGAACUUCGCGCCAAUGAAGGUCAAUUGCGCAACGUUAACAAGGACAGUGAACAAUUGAUUGCUGCCAACAACCGUAAACCUGAAGUAGAGAAACGUGUUAGCGACUUAAAUAAGAAAUGGAAGGAUCUAUUGGUUUUAUCAGAGGAUAAGGGACGCAAACUGGAACAAGCAGCUUCACAGCGUGAACAUAACAGAGCCAUUGAAGAUGCCAAAAAGAAGGUGGGUGAAUUAGAUUCUGCCCUGAAGAGUAAGGAUGUGGGCAAUGAUUUGAGAAGUUGCAAAGAUCUUAUCAACAAACACCAACUAUUGGAAUCUGAAAUUACCGUAUGGGAACAAAAGAUCGAUGAAUUGGUUAAUUCUGGCGAAGAAAUGGCCCAUGAAGGUCACUUUAAUGCUGACAACAUUAAGGGCGAAUCCAAGGAUAUACAAAAUAGAUUUAAACUAUUACGUGAUCCCAUGCAAAAGAGACGCGAUGAGCUAGAGGAAAGUCUUAAUUAUCACAAGUUUGUAUUUGAACUAGAUAAUGAAUUCCAAUGGAUUAACGAUCAUUUGCCCGCUGCCAAAUCCAAAGAACUGGGCCAAAAUCUUCAUCAAGCCCAAACUUUAUCCAAAAAGCACAAGAAGUUAGAAGCUGAAAUCAAGGGCCAUCAGCCCAUGAUCAACAAAGCUCUACUAGCUGGCCAGGCCUUGGUACAGCAAAAUCAUCCCGAAAAGGAAAAUGUCAAAGAUCUGUGCACCAAGCUUGAAGAUGCCUGGAACGAUUUGGAGUACAACACCAAUGAACGUAGUAAGAAAUUGGAAAUGUCUUUGAAGGCCCAACAGUACCUCUAUGAUGCCAGCGAAAUUGAAGCCUGGUUGGGAGAGAAACAAAAUGCUCUCAGAUCUACCGAGUAUGGUCGCGAUCGUGAUUCUGCUGCCAAACUCUUAACCAAACACAAAACAAUUGAGUUGGAAUUGGACACUUAUACCGGCAUUGUUACCGAAAUGGGACAUAAUUGCGCAGCCAUGGUAGCAGCCCAACAUCCGGACAGUAAAAUCCUAUCGGCCAAACAGCAACUAAUUGAAAAAAUGCUAAAAUCACUGCAUAAACUGGCCUCCCAAAGACAACUGCGUCUCAUGGAAAGCUUGUACAUGCACGAAUAUUUCAUUGAAUCGGAUGAAGUUGAGCAAUGGAUAAAAGAACAAGAACAGGUGGCUUCUUCAGAGGAUUAUGGUCAAGAUUACGAACAUUUGCAAUUGUUGCAAAACAAAUUCGAUGAUCUUAAGCAUCGCGUAGAAGUAGGAGCUGAUCGUGUGGUACAAUGUGAGGUAUUGGCUAAAAAACUAAUUGACACAGAAAGUCCUUAUGCUCCAGACGUUGAAAAGAGACAGGAGCAAUUACGCAUGUCUUGGGAUAAUCUUCUCAAAUUGUUGAACUUAAGAGAACAGAAAUUACAUGCCGCUGGUGAAAUUCAUCGUUUCCAUCGUGAUGUAGCCGAAGCUUUGUUCCGUAUACAGGACAAAAAUGCUGCUCUUUCCACCGAAUUGGGUAAAGAUUUGAACUCUGCCUUAGCCUUGACACGUAAACAUGAAGGCUUUGAAAACGAUUUGGUGGCUUUGGAAGCCCAAUUGCAAGUUUUGGUUGAGGAUUCUGUACGUCUGCAAGCCAAAUAUCCCUCUAAUGCCGCUGCUAUUGCCCAACAACAAGACAAGGUGGUCGCAGCCUGGAAUGAUUUGAAAGAACGUUCCGGUGCUAGAGGUGAUCGUUUAGCAGCCAGUUAUGAUCUACAAACUUUCCUCACUGAUGUCAGAGAUAUCAUGUCUUGGUCGUCUAACUUGCGCGCUGCCUUGCAGGCUGAAGAGCACGUCAGUGAUGCUGCUGGCGCUACAGCACUUAAAAUUCAACAUGAUGCCAUUUAUGGUGAAAUUGAAGCCCGCGAAGAUAAAUUCCGUCUACUCAAUGAACUAAGUGAUUCUAUGGUCCAGACUGGCCACUAUGCUGCUGCCGAGGUUGAAGAGAAAUGUUCUGCCAUGUUAGAUGAACGCGCUAAACUACACACAGCAUGGAAUAAGAAGAAAAUUAUGUUGGAACAAAAAAUCGAUUUGUUCUGCUUUUUGCGUGAUGCCAAGCAAAUUGACAACCUUUCCAGUUCUCAACAGGCUGCCUUGUCCAGCUCCGAUUUUGGCCAAACCGUUGAAGAUGUACAAAAUCAAAUUAAAAAGCAUGAUGAAUUCGAAAGACUCAUACAAACUCAAGAAGAUAAGGUGGCUUUGUUGCAGGAACAUGGUCGUAAGCUGAUCGAGCAAAGACACUAUGACAGUGCAAAUAUACAAACGAUUUUGCAGGGUGUCUUGGCCAGACGUCAAAAGGUUAAAGAUCUUUGUGCCGUUAGACGUUACAAACUGGAAGAUGCUCUCCUCUAUGCUCAAUUCGUUAGAGAUUGUGCUGAAGCUGAAUCUUGGAUAAAUGAGAAGCAAAAGAAAUUGGAAGCCGAUGCUGGCAACUACAACGAGGUCUCCAAUCUUGAUGAGAAGAUCAAGAAAUUGCAGAAACAUCAAGCCUUCCAGGCAGAAGUAGCUGCUAACCAGGGACGUAUUAAGGAAAUUCAAGAGAAGGGAUUAAUUCUACUCUCCAAACAACACGAAUCCUCACCUGAAAUCAAACAAGCUAUCGAUCGUGUGCUUUCAGCUUGGAAGGGUCUUUUGGAUGAACUCGACAACCGUGGUCGUGGUUUAGAAGAGGCUCAAGAUAUCUUGGAAUUCAAUAAUCAAUUGGACAAGAUUGAAGCCUGGAUAAGAGAUAAGGAAAUGAUGGUUCAAGCUAGCGAUACUGGCCGUGAUUUGGAACAUUGCAAUGCUUUAAUGCGUAAAUUGGAUGAUGUUGAUUCCGAUAUGAGAGUAGAUGAUCAACGUGUGAAACAUAUCAAUACUCUGGCCGAUAAAUUGAUUAAUCAAGGUCAAGUACCAGCAGAAUCUGCCAAUAUUGACAAACGUAGACGUGAUUUCAACAAUAAAUGGCGUCAAUUGCAAGGAGCUUUGAAUGCCUACCGUGCCUUAUUGGGUGGAGCCAAUGAAAUACAUGUUUUCAACAGAGACGUCGAAGAUACAGCUGAACGUAUAGCUGAGAAAGCUUUAGCCAUGAGCUCUGAAGACACUGGUCGCGAUUUAGCUGCCGUCGAGACUUUAAUACGUCGCGAAGAUGCCUUGGAGCGUGAUAUGUCUGCUGUCAAGCAAAAAAUAUCCGAACAUGAACAAAAUGCUCGUACUUUGCAGAAUAAAUAUCCAGAAAGAGCCAUGGAUAUUGCUCAGAAACUAGAUGAACUAUCACUCUCCUGGAAACAAUUGCAAGACUUGGCUGUCAAAAGACGUAAACUUCUCAAUGAAGCCUAUUUGGUACACAAAUUUGUAUCUGAUGUACGGGAAUUGGAACUUUGGGUAAAUGACAUGAUUAAGAAAAUGAAUGCUGCACCUACACCAAUGACCAUUAAUGAUUGCGAAACCCAAUUGGAAUUGCAUCAGGAAAGAAAAGUUGAAAUUGAUGGUCGUGACAAGGCCUUCAAAGACUUGAAACUCCAAGGUGAACAAUUGUCGGACAAUGAUAAAUCCGACAGAGCUAAACAACAUCUUAAAAUAUUGGAAGAUUUACAUCAAAAUCUUCACGAAGCCUGGAGUGAUAGAGCCAAGGAUUUGACAGAAGCCCAUCAAUUGCAAUUGUUCAAGGCUCAAGUGGAACAAGUCGAAAUAUGGUUGGCCAACAAGGAGGCCUUCCUUAACAACGACGAUUUGGGUGAUUCAUACACUGCUGUCGAAAGACUCCUUAAGAAACAUGAAGCUUUCGAAAAACUCUUGGAUUCCGACAAUGUCUCUGACUUGGAAAAGUUUGCCAAGUCGAUACUUGAAGGCGAACCCAAUGGAGCUGAUGUCAUAAGAGAAAAACUGGCCUAUGUAGUGAGAAGAAAAGAAAAACUAAAUAACUCAUCACAAGAGCGUAAACAAAGAUUGCAACAAUCCCUACAAUUGCAAGAAUUCCUAAGAAGUCUUUAUGAAAUCGAUCGUUGGUUGGUGCAAAAAAUGCAGAUAGCCAUGGACGAGAACUAUAGAGAACCCAGCAACUUGCAGAGUAAAUUACAAAAGCAUAAUGCUUUCGAUAGUGAAUUGCUCAAUAAUGCUUCCAGAGUUCAGGAUGUAAUCAAGGAAGGAGAACGUUUGAUCAAAAACGAUCACUAUGCCAAGGAAGAAAUUGCCCAACAGUUGGAAAUGCUCGAGGCAGAUUGGUUGAAACUUAAGUCAGCUUCUAAAGAAAAGAAUGAUAAAUUGAAUCAAGCCUAUGAAGCGCUCACCUUCAAUCGUAGUGUGGAUGAAUUCAACAACUGGAUGGAUGAAGUGGAGUCUCACUUGUCCAAUGAAGAUUAUGGCAAAGAUUUGGCUGCAGUUACCAAUCUAAUUAAGAAACAUGAACGUUUAGAGGCCGAUGUAGCUCAUCAUGCCGAAUUAGCUGAACAGAUUAAACAACAAGAUGAGAAAUUCUUCCAAGCCGAUCAUUUCCUUAAAGACGAUAUUCAUGAGCGUGCCAUGUCUACAAUAAAACGCUAUCAUACCCUCCAUGAACCUUUGGGCAUUAGAAGGGAGAACUUAGAGGACUCUUUCAGUUUGCAACAAUUCCUUCGUGAUGCCGAAGAUGAACUACAGUGGCUAAACGAAAAGGAAGCUAUUGCAGGCUCUGAAGAUUUAGGCACAUCCUUGACAGCAGUUCAGACUUUGCAAAAGAAACAUCAAGCCUUGGAAGCCGAACUCUUAUCCCAAGAGCCAUUGAUACAAUCUUUGCUACAGCGGGGAGAUCAAAUGAUACGCGAUAACCACUUUGCCUCAGAACAGCUGCAAUACAAGUGUGAUCGCAUUAAGAGCAAAUUAGUAAAUCUACGUGAACUGUGCAGCAUACGCCGUAUAAGACUUUUGGAUGCCGUAGAAUCACAAAUGUUCUAUGUUGAGGCCAACGAAGCCGAAUCUUGGAUCAGAGAAAAGAGACCAAUUGUUGUGUCCUCGGACUAUGGCAAAGAUGAGUUGUCUGUUCAAUCCCAUCAAAAGAAACUUGAAGUUUUACAACGCGAAUUGCAGUCAUUUAAACCUUCAAUUGAAAAGGUUAAUAAGUUAGCUUCAAAUUUGGUGGAACGCAAUCACUUUGACAGUGCCAACAUUAAAGCAAAACAAGAUUCUGUUAAUAGUCAAUAUGAAGAACUUAAACGCUUGGCCAAGGAUCGUGAAGUUCGCCUGCAAGAAAGCAAAUUAUUGUUUGAAUAUUUGCGUGAAACUGAAGAUCUUCAUGAAUGGAUUAACGAUCAAAUGGCUGUUACCGCUUCGGAAGAUUACGGUGAAGAUGUUGAGCAUGUUGAGCAGCUGAUAUUGGUAUUUGAAACUUUUGUUUCUAAUCUUACGGCCAACGAAGGCAGAGUUAAGGCCCAUUUGGAGAAAGGUGAUGAAUUGAUUAAGGAAAAUAAUCCCUAUAGAACAUCAAUUAAAACUAAACGUGAUGAAACCAAACAAUUAUGGGAUGAACUUAAAGAUCUGGUGUCGGCACGUAAAGAUGCUUUGGACGGUGCCAAACAGGUACAUGUAUACGAUCGUGUUGCUGAUGAAACUAUUUCUCUGAUUAACGAAAAAGAAGCCAAUUUAAUAUCGGAAGAUUAUGGUCAAGAUUUAGAAAGUAUACAGGCUUUGAACCGCAAACAUUUGGUUUUCGAAACUGAAUUGGAAGCCAUACGAGAACAGGUGAAUUCUGUUAUGAAUGAAGCCAAUAACUUGGCUGAAAUCUAUCCCGAUGCCAAGGAACACAUUGAAGUUAAGAGAGAUGAAACCAUUGAAGCUUGGGCAGAUAUUACAGAAAAAUCAAAUAUACGCAAGGAAAAACUACAACAAGCUGAACAAUUGCAAUCAUACUUUGACGAAUACCGUGAUUUAAUAGCCUGGAUCAAUGAAAUGUUAGCCAAAAUUACUGCCCCCGAUUUGGCAAAUACUGUAGCAGGAGCAGAAUCCCUAUUGGCCAGUAUCAAAGAGCAUCAUGCCGAGAUCAGAGCAAGAGAUGAAACCUUUGCCAAAUUCAAAGCCAAGGGUGAAAAACUCAUAAGAGAGAAACACUUCCUGGCCCAUGAAAUCGAAGAGAAAAUACAGGUUCUACAACAAAGACACGAACUAUUGGAACACACUUUACAGCAACGUAAGGAAAUCUAUGAACUUAAUUUGGAUACUCAAAUGUUCUUAAAGGAUGCUGACAUUUUGGAAAAUUGGAUCGUCAGCAGAGAGCCUUUACUCAAAGAUACCAAAGUUGGUGAUUCAAUACCACAAGUGGAAGACUUGCUGAGACGCCACUCUGAUUUCGAAAAGACUGUAGAAGCUCAAGAGGAGAAAUUCCAAGCCAUUAAGCGUAUUACCUUAUUAGAACAAAGAUUCCGCAAACAAGUUGAAAGCGAGAAAUUGGCCAAGCUUAAAGAAAAGGAACGUUUGGAGAAGGAACGUCUAGAAAUGUUGAAACAAAAAGAGUUGCAACGUCUCAAUGACGAAAGAAGACGUGCUGAAAAACAAAUGGAGCAUAGAAAUAAUGCCAAUAAUCAAGAAAAGACUCCUAUUUUCUCAAGUCCUAUGGUAACCGUUACUGCCGGCUCCGGUAAUAAUACACCCAGCCAAAAUACACAAUCACCCUUGAGACCUGUAUCCGCCUACGAAGACGAUCAGUAUGGUCUGCAAAAGAGCUCCUCGUCCAACAUCUUUGGCGAUCGCUUAAGACGUGGCUCCGAUCAGAAUGUCAAACGUGCCGAAUCCAUGAAAGUUCAACAGAAACAACCAAAACGUACACCAUCAUUCACAACACGUCGUCGCGCUCAAUCAUUCCGUAAGAAUCAGAAAGGUGAAGGUUUCGACUUACCACCCGUAGAAAUUCAAGGUAUGCUUGAGAGGAAACAUGGUCUACAGUCGGGCGGUAAAAAGGCACCCGUACGUUCCUGGAAACAAUUCCAUACUGUAUUGUGUGGCCAACUGUUGUGUUUCUUCAAGGAUGAAAAUGAUUUCCUGCAACAGAAGACCGCCAAUGCACCCGUCAAUAUAUUGGGAGCGAAAUGUGAACGUGCCGAAGAUUAUACCAAGAAGAAAUAUGUAUUCAGAUUAAAACUACCCGACGGUUCAGAGUUCUUAUUCGAAGCACCCUCUUUGGAAAUUAUGAACGAUUGGGUUCGUAAGAUAUCAUUCCACGCUAGUCUACCACCAAAUCUACAAUUGUUAAGUUAUGAUGACUCCAUGAAGCAACAAUCAAACAGCUUCCCCGAUAUUAAAGUAGUCAGUGGUCAAAGUGUAGAAUCACCCGUAAGUUCUCGUACUUCAUCGCCUGAUUCACAAAGACGUUCUGCAUCCCGUACGAACUCUAUGAAUAGCAGCAUUUCUAUUAGUUCCACAGCUACUCCACAAAUGAACUUUUUACAAAAACAAAUGCAACAACAACAGCAGCCACCCUCUUCGCCAACCGGAUCAGUAGGUUUUGAACACAAACCACCCAUACCACCUAGAGGUGCACCACCACCAGUACCCAAUCGUCAAAGUACCGAUAAUUUAGUUGUCAUGCGUAAUCCCCUCAAUACCAGUACAGAAUAUGGUUCCGAAAUUAUUGGAGGCAGUAUGCCACGUUUACCGAAUGGUUCAAAUGAUGACAAUGUCGUUGUUUUAAAACGCAAUAGUGAGGCUAGACAAUCAGAAAAUCCUCCACCUUUACCAACGACAAUGCCACCAUUAGCCAGAGUAGCAGAUUCUUCUGCUGCUGCCGGUCAGCAGCAACAUCAUCAUCAUGCAAACCAUCAUCAACAUCAGGCUCAAGUUCAGCAACGUAUAAAUGCCUUUAAUGCGGCUGCUGCCGCUACAGGACAACAUCCUAAUGAACCGCAAGCAAAUUAUAUGAGAGUACAACAACAGCAGCACAAAAUAAUUGCAGCUCCCCGUUCAAGUUUAAGCGGUACGAGCGGUACAACUGCUGGUGGUAGUAGUAAUUUGGUAACAAAAUUCAUAGAAAUGGAGACAGCAACGGGUGUGCAACAACAGUUGCCUGGUGUAACUACAACAAAACGUACCGUACACUCUACCAUCUCGACUAGUUCGAAUUCCAGUCUGGGCAGUAAUAGUCCCAUUAACAAUACUGUACUCAUAACGCGCAGCAACAGCAAUAAUAACAGUAAUAAUGGUAAACAUCAACAACAAGUCAAUAACUAUAAUAAUAACAAUACUAUUACAACUACAACAUCAUCAUCAUCCUUUCAACAAAUUUCUACCACAUCAUCUAUCACAACAACAACAUCAUCAUCAUCCUCCUCGCAACAUAGUCGUACAGUGUGGCAUUUUACAAACAACUUGAAUAGUAGUAGCACUGAAAAUAAUUCCAUUAAUAAUCCAAGUUACAUGAGUGUCAUCAAUAAUAAUAACAAUCAUCAUAAUAAUGAGGGUUGGGGUACAAGCCGAUUUGAAUCAACGCGACCCGUAUCAUUACAGCCCGACUCAAUAAAUUUGUCACGUGUUUCGGCCGAAAGUUCCAGUGAAAGUGAAGCUCAGUCCAUAUCCUCGGUGUCGGGAGUUAAGGGCAGUAAAUCUAAAGAAGAUCGUCGCAGUGGUGUAUUUAGAAUAUUUGGCCGCAAAGGAGGCGACAAGGAGAAAGAAAAGGAUAAAGAUAAACGCCGUUCAAGCCAAACACCUCAAUAAGCAGCAAAUAACAAAUAUAAACGAUAAACGAUAACGAUUAAUUGUUUGCAAAAAAUAUAAGGGACAGUAAAUUUUCAAAUGAGUGUAUGGUUUAAAAUCAAACAACAACAACAAAAACUAAAACAAUAUCAAGGCAUUGUUUUGUUUUAUAUUAUUAAAAAUAUUUUUAUACAAUUAUUUUAUAUACCUACACAUACAUACAUAUAUAUUUUUAUAAUUAACUUUUAAGAUAAUUUGAAAAAAAAAAUUAAAAGAAAUAUCUUGUUUUUUUUUUUUAAUAAAUAUAAAUAUAUUUUAUUAAUUAAUGUCAUUAUUGCUUAACAGCAAAGUAAAAUCACGUUUAACGCGAAUUAACUUAUUUAUUUUUUUUAUUAAUUUUUUAGUAUUUUUAAACUUUUACACAAAAUAAUGUAAAAAAAAAAUAAAACAAAUAUUUUGAAAAA
Molecule: messenger RNA, 14444 nt
Organism: Lucilia sericata (common green bottle fly)
Lineage: Eukaryota; Metazoa; Arthropoda; Insecta; Diptera; Calliphoridae
Gene: kst
Product: spectrin alpha chain, non-erythrocytic 1
Exons: 15
Coding region: 955-14001 (4348 amino acids)
Biological process (GO): actin cytoskeleton organization
Cellular component (GO): cortical actin cytoskeleton; cell junction; cell projection
Molecular function (GO): phospholipid binding; actin filament binding
Source: RefSeq, a predicted model, not a curated record